This is a messenger RNA of Hydractinia symbiolongicarpus, 2512 nucleotides long. RefSeq names its product putative sodium-coupled neutral amino acid transporter 10. The record is from RefSeq and is a predicted model, not a curated record. Gene Ontology annotation, molecular function: amino acid transmembrane transporter activity. Lineage: Eukaryota; Metazoa; Cnidaria; Hydrozoa; Anthoathecata; Hydractiniidae. The transcript is spliced from 2 exons. Gene Ontology annotation, biological process: amino acid transmembrane transport. The coding region runs from base 223 to 1479 and encodes 418 amino acids.
UACUUAAUUGGUAUGUAUUAAAGAAUCUAAUGGCAACAAUCUACGUUAACAAUAAAACAAUAGGAUAAUGACCCUGUGGGAAUGACAAGCUGCUAAAUAGUUUAAAAAGCCUCAGAUGUUGUGAUAGUAAACUUUUUAAAGAGUUUUAAAAUAAAAUAAUGUUGUGCAGGUAAUAAUUAAGUAUUCACGUAGUAUCCGUAAAAAUAUUCAUUGUAUCUAAAGAUGAUGGAACCUAAUAUUAGCCAAAAGAAAACAGUGCUGUAUCUGAUUCGAUUUUCAUUUGGAACAUCGCUUUUGAUUCUACCGUUUACUGUCGUGCAGUUGGGUGCAGUCAACUGGAUGUUCUUGUUAUUAUUGGUGAACGUAGUCAUGAUGUACAUGUGUUAUCUGCUUAAAAAGUCUUUUCUUGUUAUGUUUGAUGAAUACAAAGAACGAGAGAGUAUUUUAUCGCCAUACACAAUAUUAGCUGGAUAUGUGGGAAGGACAGGAGUUUUUGGGAAAAUCGUAGGAGCAACACUUUCCAUCACUUUGUUUCUUUCUUCAGUCGCGUUGGUGUUGUUGACAGCCACCAUUUUAAAUCAAUCGUUUGAAAUUCGAACUCUAUCAGAACAUGGUCAAAUACGCUUAUGGUCGGCAGUAAUAAUAAUUUUAAUAGCUCCGUCGAUGAUAUUCAAAGAAAGAAAAACCGUAACUCUAUCGUCUUUAUUCGCGUUAGUCACAGCACUCGCGUUUUUUAUAUGUGCUUUAGCUAUUUUAAACAUUAUUGGGUCAAGCAAGAAUUAUUUGAACGAGCUUGUAAAACAUAGUAAAAUACACAAGAAAAAUUUUUUCGUUACAUUCGGUACAAUGAUGUUUGUCAUAGCGAAUACAGUAUUAACAUUUCCAGAUAUAUCCAUACUUGUAAAAGCCCCAGAUAAACUUGCUCCUUCAAUCUUUUUCACGUUUGGUUUUACCUUUAUCAUUCAGGCAUGUUGUGGCCUGAUACCAUUUGCAAAAAUUGGACCAAGUGUUAGGCCCACUGUCAGUGAAAAUAUGUUGUUGUUAUUAAAAAAUGAUCAGUUAAAACAUUCGUUUAAAUGGAUUGUCAUCCUUGGCAUAGUGAGCAUCUGUUUACACAUGAUAUUUGAGACGAUAUUGUCGUUACGAAAAAUGUUUAGGUCAGCUCAAGACGGCUCAGCAGGAUUAAAUUGGAAAAGAAUAAGCGUUCAGUUUUUUGUACUAGCACUUCACAUAUGUGUCACGCUACUUGUGCCGAAUUUUCAAGCAAUUUUGUCAAUUGCUGGAGGAUUUUUCGUGACUCUGACGUGUGUCAUCUUUCCAAUCAUCAUCUACAUACGAAUACACGACGUGACUCGAAUCCAAAAGUUGGUUUUUACCAUCAUAAUUCUUACGUUCUUUAUCAUGGCUUUUAUAAACUUUUUUAUUAAUUUGAUAAAUAUUGUUGAUGUCAUAAAACAAAUACCGGCUCAAUUUAUGUGACGUUGUAAAUGUGACGUUGUUAAUGCGACGUUGUAAAUGUGACGUUGUGAAUGUGACGUAUUUUUUGUUGGUUUACUAUUCUUUUCUGUUUUUUAUAUUAUGUAUACUUAUUUUACAUAAAUUGUUUCUUAAAUGAGUGUAAAAUUCUUUUCUAUUCUAAUUCUAAAAUUCUUAAAUUGGGUCUUAAAUGAGUGCAUCCGUGGACCAUGGUUUAACCAAUAAGAUUGUGAUAAUUAGCACCUCUAGAUUACCAGAAAAAGCAUCCAACUAUAAUAAAUUAGGUGAAAUGGAUUGCCUUAAAAGGGUGAGGUAUCCCUCUUGCACCCUUGUGCGUAGCAUGGCAGUGAUCGUUAAUAAUAAAAAUGUAUAUGUAACUUGUUUUUUUAAGUUAGUCUUAUUCAUGUAUAUGUAUAUAUAUAUACAUAAAAAUAACAUGAUAUUAAUAAAGUUAGGCGUGGGAGUCUUCACGUAUUUUAGCGGUUAAAAAAUGGAUUUAUUGGAUCAUGGAUACUCCAAAGAAAUUAGCAGCAUCUACCUUUUACAGCUUUGAUACGCUAAUUAGUGUUUUAUUAGCCGUUUGUUAUAGCGCGAAGAACUAAUUGUCUAAAACUAAAACCUCAUCCAAUAUGGCUAUCUAAAUAAUAACAUCUUGAAUGUAGCUAGUACAUAUAUAUAUAUAUAUACAUAAUAUAUGUAUGUAAUGUUAUAUAUGUAAUUUUUUUCACUAUAACGAGUGUCGUGCCCUUAGAAUACUGGUCGAGCUUUUUUAUUGUUUACUUCUAUUGUUCUUUAGUCACGUGAUCAUUAUCGUGAAAUCUUUUUUCCUCGAUAUUUUUGAACGGAUGGUUUUAGUAAUGCAUGCAAAUAUUUAGGAGAAUAAACUGUGGCUGCGUUGGUCCUUUAAUUGGUUUAACUUUUUUACUCUGAGAAAUUGAUUGGUUUUACUUAUAUACUUGCGUCUCAACUUGCGUAUGAGAGAAAGUGAGUUUUGAUAUACUGAAAGGGAACUUGGUUACUAGUUUCGCUUAUAUAU